CGCAAAGCACACUGGGCAUUUCCCCUUCUCCCCUGCCGAGAGCAAUUCUUGUGGGGGCGGAUUGGUAUCGCCGCAAUGUACACGAGGAGGUUCAGGACUAAACUUCAGAGAUGGGGAUCGGUUUUCUAUCACCGCCGCAAUAAUGGGUUUGGUGCCCGACGCUAUGUAUUGACCCCUGAGGCUUCGGCGAGCGAAUUCGCUCCGUCGCUCUCUGCUCUGCUCUGGAGAUGCCUGUACAGCCCAAAUGGUUCCGGGCGGCUGCAUUUGUCGUCCUGCGGAGCCAAUUCGGAGUUUUCCCGGCGGAAUUUCGGGUCUUUCAGGUGUUUGAAUGGUGGGUCUGUCGUGGGCUUCUCGAGCGUGGCGGAGAGUGCCAAGAACGAUGAUGAGGAUGGGAAAGAUAACGGCUCGUGUGGUGGCGACGAGAAAGGGUCCAGGCUCGGGGCGGCGUCUUGGGUCGACUUGUAUUUGCCGAGGAAGGCGAGGCCUUACGCUCACCUUGCUCGCCUGGAUAAGCCUAUUGGGACUUGGCUGCUUGCUUGGCCUUGUAUGUGGUCAAUCACGCUGGCAGCAAACGCAGGAAGCCUUCCUGAUCUUAAGAUGUUGAUGCUUUUUGGUUCUGGAGCUUUGCUGUUGAGAGGUGCUGGAUGCACUAUCAAUGACCUCCUUGAUAGGGACAUUGAUGUGAUGGUGGAACGAACAAAGUCCCGGCCAAUCGCAAGUGGUCUUUUGACACCAUUUCAAGGGCUUUGUUUCCUUGGGUUUCAAUUGCUUUUAGGUCUUGGAAUUCUUCUACAGUUGAAUAAUUACAGCCGUAUACUGGGAGCUUCUUCUUUGUUGCUUGUCUUCUCCUAUCCCUUGAUGAAAAGGUUCACGUUUUGGCCACAGGCCUAUCUAGGUUUGACUUUCAAUUGGGGAGCUUUACUCGGAUGGACUGCUGUUAGAGGAAGUUUGGAUCCUUAUGUCGUGCUUCCUCUAUAUUUUUCUGGAGUUUUUUGGACUCUUGUGUAUGACACUAUAUAUGCACACCAGGAUAAAGAAGAUGAUGUUAAAGUGGGUGUAAGAUCAACGGCAUUGAGAUUCGGAGAUUUGUCGAAGGAAUGGAUUUCUGGCUUUGGAAUCGCUUGCAUCAGCAGCCUUGCACUCUGUGGAUAUAAUGCUGAUAUUGGAUGGCCAUACUAUGCAUUUCUUAUUGCUGCUUCUGGACAUAUAGCGUGGCAGAUAUCAACAGUUGAUCUAUCAUGCCGUGCCGAUUGUAACCGAAAAUUUGUGUCCAACAAGUGGUUUGGAGCCCUUGUAUUUGGAGGAAUUUUGUUUGGAAAGCUUGCAACGUAGAGCCACCUGCAGUUUCAUGUUACAAAAUUACAAUCCUCGAGUAGUGUUUCAGGCAACCUCUUUGAUUGGUUCAUUGCAAGAGAGGUGUUAAACUGCUCGAACAUUGAUGUCUUCUGCUCUUCAGACUUGCUGAGGUGACUCUGAAGCUGGUCUAGUAAGCUUAAGUACAUUUUCUGUAUCAAAAAUUUCCAUGUAAUGUGAUGAAAACACCCUCACCACAACCCCAGGUGGGAAGAAAAGGAGGGAGAAAGAGGGAGGGAG
This is a messenger RNA of Syzygium oleosum, 1593 nucleotides long. RefSeq names its product 4-hydroxybenzoate polyprenyltransferase, mitochondrial-like. The transcript is spliced from 9 exons. Gene Ontology annotation, biological process: ubiquinone biosynthetic process. The record is from RefSeq and is a predicted model, not a curated record. Bases 76 to 1332 code for a protein of 418 amino acids. Lineage: Eukaryota; Viridiplantae; Streptophyta; Magnoliopsida; Myrtales; Myrtaceae. Gene Ontology annotation, molecular function: prenyltransferase activity. Gene Ontology annotation, cellular component: mitochondrial inner membrane.